AUGACGAAGUACAAUGUGGUGACGAAGGCGAAGAGGGCGGAGAUCCAAGAGCGGAAGCGUGCUAUCCGCGGUGAGCCCGGGACGGGGAAGCUGAAGCAGAAGCAGGACAACUACAUUCCAGUCUCUGGCAAGCGCAAGCGCAAGCUGGUCAAUAAAUGGCGCAGGGUCCGCUCUCUCUCUCACUCGAUCUCGAUAUUCCUCUCUCUUCAAGAUUUAGAGUACGAUACGCGUUGAAUACUGGUGCUAUUUUCUGAUUUAUUGGUUCUUCCUAUAUUCUUCCGAAAUUUUCCCAGGACCAGAAGGAGGCUCUACAGAAGGGCUUGAUAAGUAUGGAAGACGUAGAGAUGGCAGUAGCCCAAGGUAGUUUUUCUAUCUCAUUUUCAUUAAAGUUAUCGUGGAUGCUUGUUCUUGAUCCCCCUGCCGCUUUUUAUCUACUUGAAACCUCUAUUGUCCGAAUUUAUAUUGAUUUAUCUAACCUUCUUCAAGAAUCUUCAAUUUUAUUGAUCGCGUUAAGUCGAAGGGUUUUUAAUGUUAUAACCUCUAAACCAAAGAAAAUCUGAAGGGUUUCUAUAUUGUAUAAAGGGGUUUAGGCUUAUGAAGGAUCUGUUGGAGAUAAAUCAAGAUGCAGUUUACUUCGACCUCAGGAGGAGAAAACGAACAUAGGAUAGUGUGUGACGCGGCCAUUUUUCUAGAUUUUUUUUUCAUUGGUACAUUACAUGUAUUAUACUCGUUAGCAUUUUCCCCCCUCCUUUUCUUAUUACACUUAAGAUAAAAAGGAUAUUUUUUCAUUUUUUAUUGCAUCCGACGAUCUCAGCCUAAUAGACUUCUUAUCGACAAUCUUUUGAUGCAGUUCACUAGCUUCUAGCUUCUAGCUUCUUAAAGCAUGUAUACUAGUGGAUUGACCGCAUAUUAUACUCUCGCACAUAUAUUUUUCCUAUGUUAUCAGUAGGAAAAUUUGCGAAGGGAUCAAGAUGAAAGCAUGCCUUGAUCACUUGAUUCUUUGCUGAUUCUUUCGCAGUGUCUUUUUUUUUCUUUUUUGGCCACCGUCCACGCCUUCAUUCCAAGUUUGCUAAUGACAUUCUCCAUAGGCAGCAGCGAGAGAGAUACAAUGGCCGGUAUAGUGAGUGAGAGAGUGAGCGGAGAGAGAAAGAGACAGUGACAUGGGAUAGACAGUGAAGAGGAAAAUCCUGGAAAGGGUCAUGGAGCGAGGUGAAGGGGGACAAAGGAGAGAGAGCAGGACAUUGUAAGAGAAAAAUGAUGAGAUAAAGCGGGCAGAGAUAUUAAACACUAGUAAUAGAUUCUGAGAGGAGAAUGAUGGUCUGUGAUUUACUCCUUUUCCUGCACUUCUCAGUCAGCUCAAUCAAGCAUACGCUUCACGUGACUCUCUUGAACAAUUGUUCUUUAAAGAAAAUGCUUAUGCUCUUAUCUCUGAUGUCCAGGGACUUCUAAAAAUACCAGCUCCAAACCCCAAAUGAAGUUUCCGCUGAGGAAAGGGGCCAAGCUGAGGAUUAAGAACUCAAAGAGUAAAGGUAUGCACUUCAUCUCUCACCAAGAGCUCUCUCUCUAUUAAUGGGUAAACCAGAGAAAUUCCUUCUCAUCAACCAGUUUUUUGGUGUAGUAGUCCCCAAUGCUUGACUUUUAUUGUCAUCCAGCCUGCUAGCCGAUAGUGUUCUCUGGGUCCAGGCUGAACCUGCUUCUCUGGGUCUUGCUGGGGUCCAGUCAAAGACCCAGCCCACUGACACCCCUCAGACCCGUCUGAUAUCAUUCACUGGGGAAUUCUUCUUCCUGGUGAUGAGAAUCUUCAUUUUAUUAUCAUUUCACGUGCAUUAUUAGCUUACAAACUUGUGGUCUCUGUUUCCUCUGGCAUCAUCGACGGAGUAUUCUGUUUCUUAAUUAUAAUCUUCUUUAUAUGAUCAUCUGACGUCUGAUUGUUUAUUAGCUUGCAAGCUGGUGAAGGUCUUUGAAACUACUCCCUCUUCUUAUCCCUCUAAUACCAUCUACUGGGUAUUCUAUUUUAUGGUUUUUAUCUUCUAUUUAUGAUCUAACAUCUGAUUGUUUACCCAUUCUUCAGGGCAAAGACCUCUGAUUCUCGCUAAUACCAUCCACCAUGGUAUUCUUCCUUUUUAUAAUCGUAAUCUUCGAUUUAGUACCUUUCAAGCCCAUGAAGAUCGUUGACUUUUCUCUCUCUUGUAACCCUUCAACAUCGUCCGCUGGGGAUUAUUUUGUGAUAGUUAGAAUACAUGUUUUAUGGUCAUUUAGCGUCUGAUUAUUUUAUAACAUUAUCUGCUGUGUAUAUUCCUUUUUGUAGUAAUCUCUUUUUUAUGAUCUCCUAACGUUUGAUCAUUAACUUGCUAAUUAAGACUCUCUCUCUCUCUCUCUCUCUCUCUACCUCUGUCUAUCCUUCAGGUAAGCGCAGGAAAGGGCACAGUAAGGCAGCUGCGACGGAGACCCUUGCUGAAGCCAUGCAGGAAUGA
This is a messenger RNA of Spirodela intermedia, 2474 nucleotides long. The record is from the annotation of a GenBank genome assembly. Lineage: Eukaryota; Viridiplantae; Streptophyta; Magnoliopsida; Alismatales; Araceae.